This is a messenger RNA of Mercenaria mercenaria, 626 nucleotides long. RefSeq names its product four-domain proteases inhibitor-like. Lineage: Eukaryota; Metazoa; Mollusca; Bivalvia; Venerida; Veneridae. Gene Ontology annotation, molecular function: protein binding. Bases 78 to 533 code for a protein of 151 amino acids. The transcript has 4 exons. The record is from RefSeq and is a predicted model, not a curated record.
UAAGGACAGAAGUUUGUCCCUUAUCAGUUUAAGAUCCUAUAUAUAACCUGAGAUGAUAUGAGUUUAUAUAAAACAAAAUGUCAUGUUUAUACAUAAAUGGAAAUAUUGUGCACCUAUUUACGUUUUUGAUAACGAUUUCAACGUCAUCCUGCUUCCUAUUCAAUGGAAGCUCUGAUCUCUGUGUUUACUUGGUGAACUUGAACUGUACACAUCAUGCCAGCGGUACUCUUUGCGGUUCCAAUAAAAUCACAUACGCAAACCAUUGUGAAUUUUCAAAGGCCGUGUGCAUUGAUACGUCAUUAUCUAUAAAGAAGCCAGGACCAUGUGAACACGAGAAAGUCGAGCAAGAUAUUGUACUGGGGAUAGCUUGUGAAUCACUUCUCCAUAUGAACUGUUCAACCUUCAGGGGUAGUAUCAAGUACUGCGGUACAAAUGGCAUAACCUAUGCAAACGUAUGCCAUUUUGAGCAAGCACGAUGCAUAUAUCACAAUUUGUAUCUGGACCAUUUCGGAGACUGUGCACACAGUGUUUAAAUUCACCUGCUUUGGGGGAUUUGUGAAUGGAAUUGUCAAUCUUAUUUCAGAAAAUAAACACAAACUAUAAAAAGUUUUAUUGUGUAUAUUUUA